AUCCUCCUGAAUCCUUCCAACACCGUGACUUGUAAUUCUCUAUCUCUCUGGAAGUCUUCCACCUCCCUGAUUCCCAACGAUCCAAUUGUAUCCCACGGCCACCCAUAAAGAAAUAGAUAUUCUACCGUCACGACUACUCAUUACGACCUUAUCAAAUGAGAUCAACAAACGAAGAUGACGCCAUUAACCUUAUAUUUGGUGGCGGUCUCGAAAUCGAACAGGAAUUAUCUGACAUUGAGAAUGAGAUCGAAGAGCUGGAUGCAACACAGAGGAAAGAGAAGUCGGAGCGACCAUCAACCUAUGUGCGCGUAAUGGAAGAUAUGAUCAACGAAGUGGAUAGCUACGAAGGGCACCUCUUGAGUGAGGAUGAAUGGUGUUUAAUCAGGCUUCUGGGGAAGGAAAUGAAGUACCCUGCCAGAUAUCUUCUUGCGCGGCUUCUGUGUCGUAAACAGAACCGGUGGCACUCCUUUAAUGCAUUGCACCGCUAUACGUCAGAAAUUGGUGAAGAUGGCAUCCGUCAGGCUAUCGCCGAUCUUUCAGCUGCGCUACUAGAGCCUUCAGAGGAGGCAGAAGUCAAAGUCGAAGAACCAGAAAUCAUAGACUUGACUUUCGACGAAGAGGAGGAAGAUGACCGUGAACCUGUAGCUGGACCCUCUCGGCUUGCUACGCCUCAGACGCAGAACACGGACGCCGUGUUUGAAGCGGUGGUCGAGAAUCUAGACCUCACUUAUUUUUGCAAGGACGAGUCGACUAUGACACUCCGCGAGAUUCUCGAAACACUCCCUGCUGAUCACCUCAGAGCGCUUGUGAAGGAAACUAGAGUUGGUCCGAAAGGAACCAAGGAGAGCCUCGUAGAUGCUCUCAUGAAGUAUUCUUCUACACAGGCUUCCCUUCCGUUCGAGUCGCCCAAGAAGAAGAAUAGAUCUAGGAAUAAUGAGCGGUACGAUGAUGGCUACAGGCAAACUGUUUUGUGUUUUGCCGUACCAUGUAAGGAAACGCAAGAGCAGAGAUUGAAGGAAAUGGCACUGAAGAAAUUGGGCAAAUGUAUUCGGCUCAACUAUGACUUCUUUCAACUCGUUCGGCGAUUUAGUAUUAUUUUUUAUCGAUCUAUGCACUUGCCUACUGACAUAUUCCUGCCUUCCCUCCUUAGCGAGUUCAAGAAGCGUAUCUAUCCUAAAUAUAAUGCCACUCGCACUGGGCAGAUAUGGGAGUCGCGUGACGCGUUCUUGCAAUACGAAGAAGCGUUAUACUUUGAAGCAGAGCUAGAAGCAAUACUCGAAACGACACCGGGAAAGACGCCACGUCCCGGCAAGGGCAAGGCUGACGAUGAUGAAGACGUGGACGAUGAUGGAGAUGGCGAAGCGGAGUUGACGCCUCAGCAGAUGGUGGCUAAGGCUGUGAGAGAAAGGGUGAUGAAUACCAUCCUUCCACGCUGGCGGUUUUGCGUCGCUGCCAAACGGGCGGUCAAAAAGGAGGGUGUUGGUGAGGAUCCAAGGCCUGGACUAGACCGCUUUGAACCAGGGUACAUCUACACCCGAAUGGUGGAGAAAUAUGCCCGAGCGCUUGGCCAAUUGAAGGAAUACGAAGCUGAGGUGGAGACCCUCGACGAGUUGCUCGGCCAGCGGUUCUGGCGUAGAGGAAAGCGCGGAUCGUGGUAUGAUAGGCGGGCGCUGGUUGAGAUCAUGUAUCUUUCCAAGGUGGAGGGUAAGAAGUCAAAAAGCAAACCCAAACUACGGGUAGCGAUGGAGCAUUUGAAAGAUGCGCUGCGGGACGAGGACACGCAUCUUAGUAAGUCUCUUCUGAUCAUCAUCAAGUAUACAUGGCUGACCGCGAUGUCGAUAGUUUGUCGCCCGGGUCUCUUCAGGCGACUACAGAAGGUGGAGAAGACACUGAGGGUCCCUGAAGAGCAGAGAUCGCGGUGUGAAGGGGAGCUUAAGGAGCCCGAAGUUGUUGAAGUGCAUGCUGAGCGCGUCAAACGCAGCAACCAGAGUCUUCAGCUUGACCAGUUUGGCAGACUAAAGGGGAAGGAAAAUGGCGUACCAGGGUCUUCCUGGACCAAAGAUGGCGGUAAAGCGCCCUCUUGGACCGGAAAGUCUCUGUGGCUAGGGGAACGGAAUGAAGAGGUCAACGUUGAAACUCGGACACUUCAGGCUUAUGCACAACAAGGUUAUAAAGGAUUCCACUCUGAGACUGGGAUACUCACCACAAUUUUUGGACUGUUGUUUUGGGACAUCAUUUUUGCGGACGUUCCGGGAGCCUUCGAGACCAAGUUUCAAACGGCACCGUUGGAUAUUGCCGAGGACUCGUUCUAUUACGCUCGCAAGGAACUCAUACAGACCCGGCUGAGAAAGAUCGAGGACGGAAAGGCAGCAGAUAUUCUGGAGCGCCACGACCGUACUUACCGGGCGAGCAAGACUUGGUGCGUUGGAGUGAAAUGGGACUACCCCAAGGAAGAUUUGCUGGAAAUUGUCCAGUGCUUCAAGGGCGAGUCUCUAGCCACGAUCUGCCAUCUCUUUUGCGAAGAUUACGCGGGGAGAAGCAGUGGCGUGCCAGAUCUCAUCGUUUGGAAACCCGAAGGUCGCGAGUGUAAAUUCGUCGAGGUCAAAGGACCUGGUGACCGACUUCAGGAGAACCAAAAGUUAUGGUGCGAUGCGCUCCAGCAGGCUGGAGUGGAGGUCCAAUUGUGUCAUGUCAAGGACGUGCACGGAAGAGCGAAGCGCAUCAACAGCAAACGCAAGAAGAAUGCGAAGGUUGAAGAAGAAUCACUCUCUGGGGCUGAAGAUGAAGAAGAUCGGAAUGUUGAUGAAGAGGCCGAAUAUCAGCCGUCGCCGGUGUUGGGCAAACGUUCUGCCGAUGAAGACUCGGAGGGGGGGGAGGAAGAACACUAUCCCCUAGCGAUGUCGCAGCCCAGAACGACCCCGACGAAAUGGCCGACGGCGAAAGUUGAGGUGGUCAUCACCUCUCCAAGUCCGAUGAAAAAGAGACGGAAAUUUCAAUGCUCUUGAUACGGCGGAAUAAUUGUAAAGGGAUGAUGGUCAAUUGCAGCGACGUUACCAUAUCUGUACCGUUAUACCUCCUGUGCUGCUUCUGUUGUGUACAGACAACAGGCUCCAGCAUCGAUAGUGUAUCUUUUUCCCAUUCAGUAUGUCAGCCAACCUCUUCAAGUCGAACGCUAUCUAGUGCUGAUCAAUGUCUCUGGAUGUCGUCUUCCGGAUAUGGAUCUCCAACAUUGUUUAUGUAUAUCCUGCUAAAUUUGAAGAUACACUGGGCAUGGUAUCAAGGGGAUUCUGCUAACCUUAGUGGCAUCUGCAAAAUCUUGGGCAAUUUUGUGGCGAAAAGGUUUCUGGGGGGUUUCCGGCCUUUUACCCGGUAUAUGUGUAAAACCGGUUUGAUUGAACUCGACGACACUGAUGGAUAAUGAUGGAAG
Messenger RNA from Guyanagaster necrorhizus, 3427 nucleotides. RefSeq lists its product as uncharacterized. Gene Ontology annotation, biological process: interstrand cross-link repair. Bases 156 to 3005 code for a protein of 949 amino acids. The transcript is spliced from 12 exons. Gene Ontology annotation, molecular function: 5'-flap endonuclease activity; flap-structured DNA binding; 5'-3' exonuclease activity. NCBI's taxonomy places the organism in Eukaryota, Fungi, Basidiomycota, Agaricomycetes, Agaricales, Physalacriaceae. Gene Ontology annotation, cellular component: nucleus. The record is from RefSeq and is a predicted model, not a curated record.